GCCAUGCAGCCCCGGCCCCACGUCUUGCUGUGGAAACUCCUGCUUCUGCAGAGUGCCACUGUGCUGCUGUCCUCAGGGCCACCCGGGUCGGUGCCGGCAGGCAGCUCCGUGGUGUCAGAGUCCGCAGUGAGCUGGCCGGCGGGGGCCCCGGCCGUGCUGCGCUGCCAGAGCCCGCGCAUGGUCUGGACGCAAGACCGGCUGCACGACCGCCAGCGCGUGGUCCACUGGGACCUCAGCGGCGGCCCCGGCGGGCGCCCCGCGCACCGGCUGGUGGACAUGUACUCGGCGGGGGAGCAGCGUGUGUACGAGCCGAGGGACCGCGGCCGCCUCCUGCUGCCGCCCUCCGCCUUCCAGGACGGCAACUUCUCGCUGCUCAUCCGAGCGGUGGAGGAGACGGACGAGGGGCUCUACACCUGCAACCUGCACCACCACUACUGCCACCUCUACGAGAGCCUGGCCGUCCGCCUGCAAGUCACCGGCGACCCCCGGGAAGCCGGUGCGCACUGGGACGGUGAGAAGGAGGUGCUGGUGGUGGAGCGCGGCGCGCCCGCGCUUCUGACGUGCGUGAACCGCGCGCACGUGUGGACCGACCGGCACCUGGAGGAGGCGCAGCAGGUGGUGCACUGGGACCGGCAGCCGCCCGGGGUCCCACACGACCGCGCCGACCGACUGCUCGACCUGUACGCGUCUGGCGAGCGCCGCGCCUACGGGCCGCCCUUCCUGCGCGACCGCGUGGCGGUGGAGGAAGACGCCUUCGCGCGCGGCGACUUCUCCCUGCGCAUCGCCCCGCUGGAGCCGGCCGACGAGGGCACCUACUCCUGCCACCUGCACCACCACUACUGCGGCCUGCACGAGCGCCGCGUCUUCCACCUGAAAGUGACCGAGCCCGCCCCGGACCCCCCGCCCCCGCGGGACUCGCCGGGCAACGGCUCCAGCCCCGGCGGCGUCCCCGCGCCAGAUCCCACGCUGGCGCGCGGCCGCAGCGUCAUCAACGUCAUCGUCCCCGAGAGCCGGGCCCACUUCUUCCAGCAGCUGGGCUACGUGCUGGCCACGCUGCUGCUCUUCAUCCUGCUGCUCAUCACCGUCGUCCUGGCCACGCGUCACCGCCGCAGCGGAGGUUAUGAGUACUCGCCCAGGAAGCCGCGGAAGUCAAAGAGGAAAGACGGGAACGCUGCGGAGUUUGCUGUGGCCACCGGGGACCAGGGUUUUUACAGGACAGAGGACAUCCAACUAGAUUACAAAAACAACAUCCUGAAGGAGAGGGCGGAGCUGGCUCACUGCCCUCUGCCCGCCAAGCACAUCGACUUGGACAAAGAGUUCAGGAAGGAAUACUGCAAGUAAGGCGAUUGGGCUCCUGGCCGGCCAGCGGGGCUGCCGACUCCUGUCCGUCGAGCGCGUCCUCCUGACUGACCCUUGUCCAGUCGCCUGGCCCCUCCCCCAGCGGCUGGUCCCGCUGUCCCGGAACUUGGCCCGAGCUGGUGCAGAGCAAGGCUGCCACCAGAGCCCUCUCCUGGGGGCUGCCGCCCUCCUGGCAAGCGGCAGUGGGCUCCGCAGGCCCUGCGGACGCUGCGGCCCACGCCCUCAGGGGCCGCUGCAGGGGCUCACUGCUGGCCCUGCCCCCUCGGCACCUGAUGCGCUCGCUGAUGUUCACCGAGGCCUCAGGCUCUUCGAGCCCGGCCUCUGCAGGGGCAGGGCAGCAAGACACCCUGCGGGGGCUCAGCAGGGACUCUCGGAACCGGGUCAGCCUCUGGGCGUCUCCAGGCCUUCCUGGGGGGGGAGCUGCCUGCUGGCUCCCAGUCUGCACCGUGGCUGCCCGGCCAGGCUGCCAUUGGCUGCACUCGGGGGCCCGAGGAUGGCACAUCCCAGCAGGGGGCUGGCGCCCCUCUGUGCUGCCUCAGGGGCCUGCCCUGGGCCCUUUCUCUGUCUCCCAGCCCGCUCCGGCCUCCCUCCGCGUGAGCUGCCUCGACAGUCUCUGGGCUCCCAGAGACCUUUGGUCCCUCCCUGGGCUGGAGUCUCGGGCCGGGGCGUCAUCCGGCUUCUGUUCUCUCCGAGGACAGGGGAGGGUGACGGCGGUGCUAGAGCAGCCCGUGCGGCGGCUCCCGACACCCACACUCCCUCGUCUUGGGAAAUCGCCACCAUCGCAAUAAAGGUCCUGUCGGAUUCUCAGACUUGGCCCCAGGUGUGCCUCUGCUGUCCCUGCCCAUCCCGGGGGGGGGGGGUCCAGUCUGGGCCUCGGAGCCCCCACAUGCUUUCUGUCGCCAGAAGUCCCACCGCCAGCACCCACUUGACCAGAAGGUCUGGGUGGGGUGUCCUGGAAAAGCCGACCUCGGAGUCCUGCAGCACUUAUGCCUGGUCGGGGUGGAGUCUGGGGUCAGCUUCUGGGGAUGGAUUUGGAUGCGGGGCAGGGGAGCACUCUGGUGGCCCGAGGACAGAGGGGGCAGUGUCAGCCCCGUCCUCUGAGGAGCAGGGAGGGCUAGACGUGGGGGCAUGUAGGUGGAGCAGCAGGAGGAAGCACGGCACCUGCAGACAGGGUGCCGGCGCGACCCUCCUACAGGGCAGGGGCUGCGGCAGGGAGGAGCCCCAGCCUCCCAGCCCCGGCCCCGCCCUCCAAGGCCCCCCCCUCCAGGACAGCAGGGAGCAGGAAAGCCUGGCUGUCACCUGGUGUGUCUUCAAAGCCCCACGAGCUGGUGGGUUAAGGGCACGACCUGCGACAGGAGGAGGCAGCAGCCGCCCCCACCCUGGGCAUCGGAGCUUUCGCCUGGGGAAGUGACAACUCCGGGGGUGUCUCCCGAGAAGAUAUCAAUAAACUCACACAAAGGAAAUAAA
Messenger RNA from Phyllostomus hastatus (greater spear-nosed bat), 2826 nucleotides. RefSeq names its product matrix remodeling associated 8 (gene MXRA8). The transcript has 11 exons. Gene Ontology annotation, biological process: establishment of glial blood-brain barrier; cell adhesion. Gene Ontology annotation, cellular component: cell surface; membrane. NCBI's taxonomy places the organism in Eukaryota, Metazoa, Chordata, Mammalia, Chiroptera, Phyllostomidae. The coding region runs from base 4 to 1341 and encodes 445 amino acids. The record is from RefSeq and is a predicted model, not a curated record.